AGGACGGGGAUGAUUUAGGCUAUUAUGAAAGGAAGAUAGAGACAGAGUGAGGUAGAGAGAUCGUGUCGUGCACACGACAACAUCCUUAUUGCGUCGGGGGCUGCAGCUGUCUAAAGAGAGAGAGAAAAUCUCGUAACAUUAGAAAAGGCCAGUGGCCGUUAUUGACGCAGCGCGCGGCACCAGCAGCGUCACUGGAGGAGGCAGAGAGACGCGAGCACGUCCUCAUUCAAAGCUUAUUACAAAGGAGCUGCUAGGCCUCUGUCUCUUGUCUGGGUGUGGUUGCAGUAGGAGGAUGAGGAUUCUGUUGUGUCUGCUGUCUCUCAGCUCUCUGGCUCUGAGCUACGCAUUGGGUGGGGAUGUGUGUGUGUCGGGUCACGACAGUGGGCCUGUGUUUGAGGAGCAGCCGUCUAGUCUGAUUUACCCGGAGGGGAUGCCAGAAGGCAAGGUGACCCUGAGCUGCCAGGCUCGCGCCAGCCCUGCUGCUAUUUACCGGUGGCAUGUGAAUGGCACUGAAAUUGCAUUUGUCGAGGAUUCGCACUACAUGCAGGUCGCAGGUAACCUUGUGAUCAAUAACCCUCAGAAUGGGCGUGAUGGUGGGUCGUACCAGUGUCUUGCCAUCAACCGCUGUGGCACCAUUGUUAGCCGAGUGGCUAACCUCAAAUUUGGCUACCUCCAUGAUUUCCCCCCUGAGAGUAGAAGCCCUCAGACGGUCCAUGAAGGUGCAGGAACCUUUCUUGCCUGUCAGCCACCAACUCAUUACCCAGCUUUGUCCUACCGCUGGUUCAUCAACGAGUUCCCCAACUUCAUUCAGCCAGAGGGGGGCAGAUGGUUUGUUUCUCAGGUGACUGGUAACUUAUACCUUGCUAACGCAAGAGCCAACGACACGGGCAACUAUUUCUGCUUCACCACCAUCAACAUGGACAUCAGCACCAAGAGCAUCUUCAGUAAAGCUGUCCAGCUCACUGUUUACCCUGAUGCAAACCCAAGGAAAGCCGCUCCAAAUGUCCGAGUGCGUUUUCCUGCUGAGACGUAUGCAUUAUCGGGACAAACUGCACAGCUGGAAUGCUUUGCCUAUGGCAAUCCCAUUCCUAAAAUCCGCUGGAGGAAGGUGGAUGGGAUUUUACCACCAAAGGUCGGAGCAAGUGCAGAGGGACCCACACUGAUUAUUCCUGAACUGAAUUUUGAUGAUGAGGGCAUGUAUGAGUGUGAGGUUUACAACUCAGAGGGCCGUGAGACACAUCAGGGACGUGUCUCUGUGCAAGCCCAGCCUGAGUGGCUUCAGGUCAUGAGUGACUCUGAGGUGGAAAUCAGUUCGGAGCUGCAGUGGAGAUGUGCUGCUGCGGGCAAACCAAGACCCACCAUUCGCUGGCUCCGUAACGGACAGCCCCUCACCACACAGGACCGAGUGGAAGUGAAUAACGGGCGACUGAGGAUCAGUAACCUCGCCUUGGAGGAUUCCGGGAUGUAUCAGUGUGUGGCCGAAAACAAACACGGCACCGUUUACUCAAACGCUGAACUCAGAGUUCAAGUCCAGGCUCCAGACUUCAGGUUAAAUCCAGUGCGGAAGCUUGUUCCUGCUGCCCGUGGCGGACAGGUGAAAAUGGAGUGUAAACCUCGAGCGGCUCCUAAACCCACUCUCUUCUGGAGCCGUGGCACAGAGCUACUGACUAAUAGCACCAGGAUAACAUUCACUCCAGAUGGGGUUCUGUGGAUCUACAAUAUCAGUCGUGCCGAUGAGGGAAAGUACACCUGCUUUGCAGAAAACUAUCUUGGCAAAGCCAACAGCACAGGACACCUGUCUGUCAGAGAUGCCACAAAAAUCACAUUAGCACCCUCUAAUGCUGACAUCAAUCAGGGUGAUAAUGCCACUCUGCAGUGCCAUGCGUCACAUGACCCUACUAUGGAUCUCACCUUCACCUGGUCCCUCAAUGGAGUUCUGCUGGACCUAGAGGAACCAAAUGGACACUAUCGGCGUAUGGAGGGGAAAGAGACGAUUGGUGACCUGUUGAUAGUGAAUGGACAGCUCAGUCACGCUGGCACAUACACCUGCAUGGCCCAGACGGUGGUGGACAGUGCUGUGGCCUCGGCCAAGCUGGUCGUGAGGGGCCCACCAGGACCUCCUGGAGGUUUAGUGGUGACUAGUGUCAAUGACACAUCUGUUGAGCUGAGAUGGAGCCGUGGAUAUGACAACCACAGUCCCAUUGGCAAGUAUGUCAUCCUGGGCCGAUCCUCACAGACUCACGACUGGAAGAGGAUGAGAACAGACCCUGCAAACAUAGAAGGAAAUGCUGAGUCUGCACGUAUGAUAGAUCUUCGACCAUGGAUGGAUUAUGAAUUCCAGGUCAUUGCCAGCAACAUUUUGGGUAGUGGAGAACCAAGCAUGCCCUCCCAGCCUGUCCGAACCAAACAAGCAGCACCCACUGUGGCUCCCAGUGGACUUAGUGGAGGUGGAGGAAACCGUAAUGAACUUAUCAUUACAUGGACUCCCAUGGCCAGGGAGUAUCAGAAUGGAGAUGGCUUUGGUUAUAUCCUGGCAUUCAGAAAGCAAGGCAUGCCAACAUGGAUGGUGGUGAGGGUGCCACACGUGGAGUCAUCACGAUAUGUCUACAGUAAUGAGAGUCUGUCAGCCUACUGCCCUUUUGAGGUCAGAAUCAAGGCCUACAAUAAGAAAGGAGAAGGUCCCUUCAGCCAGAUUGCUGUGGUACAUUCUGCAGAAGAGGAACCUACUAUAUCCCCAAGAAGGAUUAAUGCCACGGCUCUGACAGCUUUUGAGAUUCAGGUGUCCUGGGACCCCAUUCAACAUCUGAACAUUAAUGGAGUUCUUCGGGGUUAUGAGAUUCGUUAUUGGCGACAACAUGAACGUGAAGCUGCUGCGGACCGAGUGAGAACAGCAGGGCUGGAGAACACGGCACGAGUCACGGGUCUGAGGCCUAACACUCUCUAUCACGUCACUGUAUUGGCCUACAACAGUGCAGGCACUGGCCCACCCUCCCCAAGAACAACUGUCGUCACCAAGAAACCUCCCCCCAACCGUCCUCCAGGUAAUGUCUCAUGGAAGGCUGUUGGUUCUUGGGUUACUGUGAGGUGGGAUCAUGUUAAAUCCAUGGACAAUGAGUCUGCCGUUCUGGGUUACAAAGUCCUUUACAAGCAUGAAGGGCAGUCUUCCUUGAAGGUACUGGAGAAAAGCAAGAACUCCAUCACUCUGCCGUUACCCAAGGACAAUGGUUAUGUGGUUCUGGAAAUCCGCUCUUGGGGAGAUGGAGGAGACGGACCAGCCCAUGAGGCAAUAGUGUCUCAAGAUUCAGGCACUGGAAUGAUGGUCCAGAACAGUUCUGGCACUUCUGAGUCCCUCUGCACAUCUGUUCUGCUGUUCACUGUACUCGUUCUCACUGGCUCGUCUGGACUGUGAUGUUAGCCAGUGAUGAGGCAUUUCUUAUUAAUAUCAAAGAGAAUUGAGCAGGUUUUCCUCAGAAGGGGCAGGGCUGUGGGUUGGGGGUUUUUUGAUGAAGGAUGUUGGAAUGGUUGCGUGGGGUGUAAAGUUUUAGAAGUGUGAGGAGUGGAAGGUUCUUUUGUAUAAAAAGGCUUUUUUACAAGGAUGACUGGACAGAGAGUCGUUGAGGGAGACUUUUUUUAUUGUUAUAAUUUUAGAUGCUUGCCUUAGACGCUCAGAAACUUGAGCGGUGAUCAUGUCAGCAUUUGGUUGUAGUUUCUAAAAUUCAACAACAGCUCUGACUCGUUGAUUUCUUGUAUUGGUGACAUUUCCAUACUGGAUGAAACAAAACUUUUUUUAAUAUUUUUGUUGCUACUUCAUGGCAGCAUGUGGACUGCAAAAUGAUCCAAAUGAAUGUUUACCUUUUUUAUUUGAUCUUUAUUUUUUUGUGUGUCAGUGUAAUUAGAAGCAGGAGUGCAUCAGGAUUUUUAUUAACAGGGUUUUGUAUCUGUGUUGAAUGAUUGUAGCAUUCUGCCUCCCUCAGUGUUCUAGUUUUUAAAGCUGAAAGGUCUCACGAAAGCAAUGGUACAACAGAACCUGAUUCUCGUGUGGUUGUUAAAGUGGGCUUGGCUUGCCAAAGUUAUCACUCUGUUAUCUCAUUGUUAUUACUUUGCCUUUUUCCCGAAGGAUUACAUAAAAUUGACGUCCAUGGGUUGUUAAUUUCUUUCUUGGCACACUGCAAGAGUGAGACACUGAACAUUGAACAAUGCUGAAGAUAACAUUCGUGGACAAACAAGUUAAUUAUUAUCCUAUUAUAUUAUUAUCCUAUAAUACCAUUUAUUACAAGGUAUUGUUUUCUUCCAAGGUCUUGGCCCUGUAUGGCUCAAUCUUUGGAGACAGUUCCUAGUAGUGGUCACCUUACCAUAUUUUAAGUGUUUAUUUUAAGUGACAACGUCCAUUUGGCUAAAAGAAUUUGGAGACAUGUUUUGGUUGGCUAACAUUAGAUUGUGAGCAGGGUUGCCAGGUUUUCACAACAAACCUGCCCAAUUGCUACUCAAAACUAGCCCAAUAGCAUUUUGAGGGGGUCCCCCAUUAAAAAUCGUGUUCCGGGGUGUAAAAUACACAUUUUUUUGGCAAAGUUUCCCUGGUAAAAUUCAUUGCAGGGACUAAAUAUCACGUUAUUGGGGUCGCCUUAACCUGUGGACAUGAAAAACAACCUGCGGUAACAGUAUUAAAGUAGCCUAAUUCCGCAGGAAAACCGCAGACUUGGCAACACUGAUUGUGAUGUUCUUAGUGACGAUUCUGGGGCUCUCGGGUCACUCUGCAAGUUUGGAGGCCCUUAACAGGUCCCAGGACACUUGUCCGGUCCAAAAUCCAGCUCAACCUAAACCUGCCAUUUGUUGUUUAAAAACCUUAAAAAGAUUUUUUUUAAAACUGUUAUGUUUUCCUUUUUAUUUAUUAAUGAGGACAAAACUAAAGAUUCCAGAGAUCCUCUGCUGUGCUUUUUAGAUAUGUCUUUCAAUACUAUGGCAUCAACUACUGAAGUACAAACUGAAACUGGAAUGAAAUCAUUUUGAUGUGCACAAUGCGUCAAAAUUCAGUCUGUAGCUUGUACUUUCAGAUCAAAAAGGUACAAUGAAACUGUUUGAAUGUUGUAUAUAUUUCUUUCCUUCUCCCUGCAUUGAUUUUCAUUAGUGCCUGUUCAAUGGGAUGAUUUCCUUAAAAUUAUUCAUUUUUUUCUAUUUAAUAUAUUUAAUUUUCUAUUUAACAGUUUUCAUCAAGUUCUGACUGUAAAUGUAGUAAUUUCUUCGUGUGAGGGGUGCUUCAUUGUUUGAGCUCCUUCAUUUUGCUUUUUACAUCUUCUCUAACACCUUGUUGAUCAUUCAAAUCAAGCAAUUUCAUAUUUUGUCCAUUCACUGUAAAUUACAAAUCAUGAUCACUCAGUGACAUUUAAAACAGUUUUAGCCAAAAACACAUAACAGCAUCAUCAGUAGCUCUAGUCCCACACCCUGGUAGCAUUCAAGUAAAUGUUACACUUUUCAAAUGUAGAAGCACUCAAGUUAGGACUAUAAAACCAUGUACAAUUUCACAGCUUUCAUUUCUCGUAUCGUUUAAUUCGUAAAUCAUUCUGCUGUGUUUCACGUUGUGUAAGUUUGCCCUCUUGUGUUCAAUCUGGGCUUCGUCAGUCACAACUCAACAUUAAUAGCCGCUAACAACUUUUCAAAGUGGCUGUAUUUACGCUUGCAGGAGUCGAAUGGCACGCUAGUAGUUUCACUCUGAAGGUCACUCAGGUUGUGAUGUCAAGUUGUCUCUUUGAACUACCAUGUACCCCAGUUGUUGUAAAGGUUGAGCCUGUCCACUGUGGACUGAAUGUGAAUAAUACAGCACUUGUAAAUAUUCUUCAAUAAAAAACAUUU
This is a messenger RNA of Onychostoma macrolepis, 5847 nucleotides long. It is a transcript of the gene cntn2, whose product is annotated as contactin 2. Gene Ontology annotation, molecular function: cell-cell adhesion mediator activity. The record is from RefSeq and is a predicted model, not a curated record. The transcript has 23 exons. Lineage: Eukaryota; Metazoa; Chordata; Actinopteri; Cypriniformes; Cyprinidae. The coding region runs from base 293 to 3409 and encodes 1038 amino acids. Gene Ontology annotation, biological process: cell-cell adhesion; brain development.